This is a messenger RNA of Aspergillus chevalieri, 1551 nucleotides long. RefSeq lists its product as uncharacterized. Lineage: Eukaryota; Fungi; Ascomycota; Eurotiomycetes; Eurotiales; Aspergillaceae. Bases 1 to 1551 code for a protein of 516 amino acids. The transcript has 5 exons. The record is from RefSeq and is a predicted model, not a curated record.
AUGACUGAACCUGUCGCACCCUCUGCUGUUUACAGCAUCCGUUCCGAGCCGGUUGGUCUCCGUAUAGCCACUGGCGGAUCUGGUCAGUCUGGUCUAUUGGAAGCGUUGGCCAAGGAGUUUGUCAAAUAUUGUGUUGAAAAAGGAGUCGAGCCUUUCCUUGUCGAAUGGUACAAGUCCGACACAACCUUUUCGAUUGAGAAUCUGCGCAAACAAAUCGUGGACGUUGGUAUCACGUACCAUGCUGUAGCUGAACAAACUGCGUUGGACGACGGUGUCAUUGAUCGAGUCGAAUAUGCGUGGCGGGAUCAUUGGAUGCUUGUCGGGCCGAAGGACAAUCCUGCAGGGCUUGAGAAUGACCAGUCCACUGUCUACUCUCUGUUUACCAGGUUGUUUAGUGCAAUGGAAGAGAGUAAGGAUUCUCCGAGGCCCAUCAAAUUUUUAUCGCGGUAUGACAAGUCCGCUGGAAACAUUGUAGAGUCCUUGUUAUGGGCCACUAUUGGCCAGGUACCAUGGGCCGAUCCCCCAACCUCGUGGUAUCAUAUGUUCCCUGGUUUCCCCUUCCAAGCUAUCCGGGAGGCGGCCAACAAGGGCGAAUAUACUAUCACAGAUAAGGGAACGUUUUGGGCGGUUGAAAAAGAGACCAGAGAUAAGCUCACAAUCUUUGCCGAAGGGAAAGAUGACGAAAACGACCCUCUUCUAAACCCAGCCCAUGUUUUGGUUGGCAAGCAUGCAAAGAAUAAGCAAAGAGCCAGCGAAUUCGCUGACUGGAUUGGCUGGGAACACGGUGGCCAGCAGGUCAUCAAGGACUUCCAGAAGAAUGGAAAGGUUCUGUACUCGACUAUCCCAGUCGGCGUCGAUCCCCUAGGUCGAGUAAAAGGGAUUAUAGGGUUUUCAAGCUCCGUCAAAGCAGCUGUCCCGGUGCCCUCACACGACGACAUUUACUUUUUCAACAACAAACAGUACACUCGCGUCAAUCCAUACACAGACACCAUCUACACAUAUGUGACGGACAUCUUUCCUAUGUGGCCUGGUCUUUACCAGAUUGGCUUUGCCCCAGUCAAUGCCGCCUUUACCACUCCAGAGGAUCCCAAUGAAGCAUACUUCUUCUGUGAGACUCGAUGCGCGAGAGUCAACCUCAUAAGUGGCCAGCUCGCCACUGGUAGCGCCGUAUUCCAUUUCCACGCAAAAUGGAGUGGCCUUAAAGACGCUGGUUUUGACACUGUCGAUGCUACAGUAUCUUUUGCAUUCAUAGGAAGCGGCUAUGAAAACGCCGUCUGUUUCUUCCGUAAAGGCAAAUACGCCCUAAUCGAUGUUUACCAGAACAGAACCUUCGAAUCGGGCGACAUUUCCUCGCGCUUCAAAGCCCUGGAAAAAGCCAAGUUUAAGAAGAUUGAUGCGGUCGUGUUUAAACCAGGAAAGCAAAAACGCGAGGCAUACUACUUCUCUGGUACACAGUAUGUUCUCGUCGAUUUACCCGGUGACUAUAUUGCCUCCGGACCUCAUGAUGUGGGGAGUUCGUGGAAAUCUUUGAGGGCUGCUGGCUUCUACUGA